UGUAAAGGUUGUCCAUAUGUCUAACACAGUUUGAAAGAAAUGUUUAUUUCUAUCUUAUUAGACAAAUACGAUAAGCUUUUAUUUUGACAUUGCCAAAGGACCGGAUGUAUUUUAUUUUGAAGGCGAGUUACAUCCUUGUGAGAAACGGAAGCUUGACCGCGAAAGUUACGAAGAAAACGUGUAUUGCAAGGUGCAUAAAGCUAACGAUCAAAGGACAAUUAUGAACUUUAGCACUAGUCGAAAGUGGUAACGAGGUAAACAAAAGGUUGAUUUUCCUUGAAGUAUAUUUACUGCAAAUUUGAGUUAAUUGUAAUUUUGUUCUUUUCUGUUUACUCUGUAAAGCUCUUACGUUGGUUUAUUGUGGUGUCGAAGAAUUCACGGAAUAAACCACUUCAGACCACCAGUAAAGACUCUUCUUCAUUCGACUGACUGCUACAGUAAGAGCUCGACCUGCCGCCAUGCUGCACAACGUGGUAAUACCAUCUCCAUGUGAACCCCAAUAACAGCAGACGGCAAAGGUUGGUCUUGAACGUGAUUGAAAAGGUAAAGAAAAAAGGGAGAGAAAUUUACCUACAUAAACUCAAGAUGGAGGAUGCUAAAGGCACUGAACAGACAUUUAGUUCUCAAAAUGCAGUUGAAGAGAACAGUGCAUUGCUUCAAACGGCUUAUGAAGAUGCAACUCGUCGUUCUGUACGUGCAAGAGUGCUAACAGAAAAGAUGCUAGCUUACAAUAAGGAAGAAUUAAGCAAAAAGGAAAAAAGGCUGACAAGCUUAUAUGAGCAAUGGAAGGCACAAGCCCGUCAGACACGGGAGGAAUUAAAGUCAGACAUUACAGAAACUCAAAUGUCAUUGCUGGCAGAUGUCUUGGAAAAGGGAAGAGAUGACCUUUUAAAACUUUACGAUGACAUAAGAAAGCAUAUAGUACCUACAGCCGAAUUAAGAAGAAGGAUUGAUGCAUGUGAAGCAGUAACACGUGACAUUAUCAAAAUCAUACAUGAAAGACUAACAGGCAUUGAUGGAGAUUAUGAUGAAGAGAAGUCACAUGUUCGUCUCCGAGAGCUUUUGCAUUAUGAUUACGCCUUAUCUAUCUAUGGUUCUACCGCUGCACAGUCAACUGUUAGCCAUAGCUCGUCAUCUUCUUACAUUGCAUCAAAACGUGCUGAUGCAGCUGCUGAGCUUGCUGCAAAGGAAGCAGAAUAUAAGAUUACUCAAGAAGAAAGAAAACGUAAAGAAAGGAUUCAAGCUCUAAAGGAACAACAUGAAAGGGAACUUGAAGUUCAAAGGUCUGAGCUGGAACGCCUACAAGCAGAAAGGGAAGUGGAGGCAGCAAGAGCAAGACUACAAGCCUAUGACAGGGAAAUGAGAGGUGAUGUCCAUUCUGUUAAGGUUGAACAGGCUAACCCAGAUCCCUUAUCAUCUGCUGUAGAACAGCCUUCGCAUGAAAGUAACCCCACUCCUUCUCUUCAUGUUGCUGAACUAGCCCAAGCACUGCAGGANUCUUCAUGUUGCUGA
Molecule: messenger RNA, 1512 nt
Organism: Oryzias melastigma (Indian medaka)
Lineage: Eukaryota; Metazoa; Chordata; Actinopteri; Beloniformes; Adrianichthyidae
Product: protein CROWDED NUCLEI 4
Source: RefSeq, a predicted model, not a curated record